UACCAAUAACACACAACAAGCACAGCAACAGCAACAACAACAGUCGAACUCAUUGUUGAGUUUACGGACAGCCUUUCCUGAUACCAACGUGCCUCAUUUCAUUGUCAAGCCCGAUAAAGUGACACGCACAUCCAUUCCUCCAAGCUUGUUCAACAAAGACGACCAAACGACAAAAUCUGCUGUCCAACAAGGUAUUACUUCGACCUCAUCCAAAGGCUUUGGAACACAACAAACAACAUUACCAGGAUUCUUGACUUCGGCUGCAGUGCCACAAUCGUCCAAGUCAGGUCAGAAACGCGCGUUUGAUGGUCAAGGCGAAUCAGAGUAAGUUUCCAGAGGGAUGGUGAGCCCGAGUUUGUGGAAAAGAGUUUAUAAUUUUGUUACUCGUGUGUAUGUAUGUAGACGACGAACACUCUACAAACAAUCAAGCAACCACUCUGGCGUGUUUGGUAUGGCGGGAGACGAAAGCUUUGGUGAUAGCAAUAGCCGAUCGACAAAAGAACUGGAAGAUCCUCCGGUGGUGUCACUUUGGGAUAUAGGUGUCAAUCCUCGCAAACACUCAUCAUCUCCAGACACAGUCAAAACAUCCAAUAAGCCAGUAAUGCAUUCACGAAACGCGCCAGGCAAAUCAUCACUGAUGACUCAGGAUGCAAGCAGCAACAACAACAAUUUCCUCAAGGACAGCGGUGCUGCUGGAGCCUCCAUUUUCACGCCCACGGCUCCAGACAGCCAAAGUAGAAAAAAGGGAGGCCCUACGAUUGUCAAGGUGUUUGGAUACCCAUCUGGAAUGAAGGUCGCUGUGAUUGAGCAUUUUUCACAGUGUGGCAAGGUAGAGGAGCGGUAUCAGUCGGGGAGCAACUGGAUGACGUUUCGAUACGAGUCAAGCGAUGCAGCAAAAGAAGCAUUAGCAAGCCAUGGAUCGAUUAUUGCAAAGGAUUGUAUGAUUGGUGUUGUAGAAGCGAAAAGCAUGACCGGAUAGAAGAAAUUCAAAUAAAUACAAAAAAAAAAAAGAGGAAAAGAAAGGUCAAC
Messenger RNA from Zychaea mexicana, 1029 nucleotides. RefSeq lists its product as uncharacterized. Gene Ontology annotation, cellular component: nuclear membrane; nuclear pore nuclear basket; nuclear pore central transport channel. The transcript has 3 exons. The coding region runs from base 341 to 979 and encodes 212 amino acids. The record is from RefSeq and is a predicted model, not a curated record. Gene Ontology annotation, molecular function: phospholipid binding; structural constituent of nuclear pore; single-stranded DNA binding. Gene Ontology annotation, biological process: nuclear pore organization; regulation of DNA-templated transcription; NLS-bearing protein import into nucleus. Lineage: Eukaryota; Fungi; Mucoromycota; Mucoromycetes; Mucorales; Lichtheimiaceae.